Molecule: messenger RNA, 2377 nt
Organism: Mirounga angustirostris (Northern elephant seal)
Lineage: Eukaryota; Metazoa; Chordata; Mammalia; Carnivora; Phocidae
Gene: DPY30
Product: dpy-30 histone methyltransferase complex regulatory subunit
Exons: 6
Coding region: 370-765 (131 amino acids)
Cellular component (GO): Set1C/COMPASS complex
Source: RefSeq, a predicted model, not a curated record
UGUUGUUCCAGAAAUCAGACUUUCCUGGGAUUUCAAUUUUGAGUCAUCUCAAUCCACAUCUCCUGCCUCUUGGAAUUAUGUCCCAAGCAAACCCAUUUUCUGAAGUGACCUCUUCCUAAAUCUGCCUCAAGAGAAAUAGUGCCUGGCCGUGAUCCUGGCCUUCUAGUUGCCUGGACUGAAGAUCCUAACCUGCCAUUUAACCUACAGUGUGACGGCCUCCCAGUUUUCAGAUGGUUCUUGGGACAACUGCGGAGCUUCCGGACCUGAUGCGGGCGCCCUGUCUUGGACUGUCCCACCUCGCUCCUCUACUGCUCCGGGUGCUCCCGCGCCCAGACUGGUUUCCGGGGAUUGUGACUUGCAGGGUCCGCCAUGGAGCCAGAGCAGAUGCUGGAGGGACAGACGCAGGUUGCAGAAAACCCUCACUCUGAGUACGGUCUUACAGACAAUGUCGAGAGGAUAGUAGACAAUGAGAAGAUGAAUGCAGAAAAGUCAUCAAAACAGAAAGUGGAUCUCCAGUCUUUGCCAACUCGUGCCUACCUGGAUCAGACAGUUGUGCCUAUUUUAUUACAGGGACUUGCUGUGCUUGCAAAAGAAAGAUUUUAUUUAUUUUUCAACAGAGAGAGAGACAGCGAGAAAGGGAACACAAGCGGGGGGGAGAGGGAGGGGGAGAAGCAGGCCUCCCGCCGAGCAGGGAGCCAGAUGUGGGGCUCGAUCCCAGGACCCUGGGACCACGACCCGAGCCGAAGGCAGACACUCAAUGACUGAGCCACCCAGGCGCCCCUAAAUAUGCCUUUUCAUAGUAGGAUUUUAAAUAGCUGAUUCCCCCAACUUUUCAUCUUUCAACUUGUUUUCUCAGCAAGAAUAAUUUAUGGAAAAGUGAUAAAUAUGACUAUAUCUUUUGUUAACAUUUUUCCUAGUUUUAUUGAGAAAUAAUUGACAUAUAUCACUGUAUAAGCCUAAAGCAUAUAGCAUAGUGGUUUGAUUUACAUAUAUUGUGAAAUGAUAACCACAGUGGGUUUAGUUAACAUCCAUCGUCUUACACAGAUGCAAUAAAAAGGAAAAAAGAAAUAAAAAGAAAUUCUCCUUGUGAUGAGAACUCUUAGGUCCUUCCCUCAACAACUUUGCUGUCUGUCACACAGCAGUGUUAGCUGUGGUCAUUGUAGCGUACAUCAUAGCCCUGGUGCUUACUCGUCUUGGAACUGGAAGUGUGUUCCUUUUGACCACCUUCCUCCAGUUCCUCAUUCUCCCACCACUUAAUUUUUUUUUUUAAAGAUCUUAUUUAUUUAUUUGACAGAGCUAGAGAGAGAGAGAGAAAGCACAAGUAGGCAGAGCAGUAGGCAGAGGGAGAGGGAGAAGCAGGCUUCUCUUGACCAGAGACCCAGGACCCUGGGAUCAUGACCUGAGCCAAAGGCUAAUGCUUAACCGAAUGAGCCACCCAGAUGCCCUUACUACCUCUUGAUUUUAAAAUAUGUUUAACUUCUCAGUUGCACUGUGUGGUAGCAGUAUUAGAACUAUUAGUGAUUUAAGUAUUUGAAGUAAAAUAGAGGUGCCUUUUCUUUCUUUUUUUUUUUUAAAGAUUUUAUUUACUUGUCAGAGAGAGAAAGAGAGACAGGGCACAAGCAGGGGGAGCGGCAGGCAGAGGGAGAAGCAGGCUCCCUGCUGAGCAAGGAGCCCAGUGUGGGACUUGAUCCCAGUACCCUGGGAUCAUGACCUGAGCCAAAGGCAGACGCUUAACCGACCGAGCUACCCAGGCAUCCCUAGAGGUGCCUUUUUAAAAAGAAACAUACCAGUACUUGUCCAAAUGAAUAUUGAAUCCUUUGAUUAGUUUUUCGGGUGUUGAUCCACUUGUCUCAGUGAUGCUACAGCCAUUUUCCCAUAUUGUUUUUGUACUCUUAUUGAAGGGUAAUACCUGCGGAAAAAUUGUGCGUAUCGUAGGUGUAUGGUUUGAUGAAUUUUCAGAAUCUAGACAUAUCCACAUAACUUGCACUCAGAUCAAGAAAUGAAUACUGUCAGAAUACUCCAGAAUUCUCCCUCAUGACCCCUUUAAGUCAUUAUCCCCCCUGGGUAAUCGUCAUCCCAUUGUCAAAAAUUACAUUUUUGAAACUUGUGUUUUAGAAUUGUGUUUAUAACCAGAUUUAAGCCAUACAAAACUUUCAGUCUCUUUUAACUAUGUUGUUGACUAACCUACUUGCCUGUUUUACUUAACCGUAUUUACCACAAAUGGCCUUUGAGUAUAAAAUGAAAAUUAAUCUGAAAAAGAUGUGUUUCUGUUAUGGAACAAUACAUUUAAGUUAAUACACUUAGAAUAUAAAUUUCUAAAUUUUGGAUUUCUUUUCCCUUACAGACCACCAAAUCCCAUUGAAUUUCUAGCAUCAUA